Molecule: messenger RNA, 6709 nt
Organism: Anopheles coustani
Lineage: Eukaryota; Metazoa; Arthropoda; Insecta; Diptera; Culicidae
Gene: ssh
Exons: 8
Coding region: 958-6558 (1866 amino acids)
Biological process (GO): actin cytoskeleton organization; protein dephosphorylation; negative regulation of actin filament polymerization
Cellular component (GO): cytoplasm
Molecular function (GO): protein tyrosine/serine/threonine phosphatase activity; actin binding
Source: RefSeq, a predicted model, not a curated record
UAGGGUGUUGUUUUUUACCUAUCCAGCCUUUAAGCGAAGAAGCGAAAUAACAGAAACUAAGAAAAAGUAUAGUCAAAAUGGUGUAUCCACCGACGUAGUGACCAGCAGCAGCAGCAGCAGCAACAGCAGCAGCAGCAGCAGCAACACCAGCAACACCAGCAGCAACAACAACAGCAGCACCAACAGCGGCAGUGAAGGUUGGAGUGGAAAAGUGUAGCGAGGAGAGCAAAAACAGCAGCAUCAGCAGCAGCCGCAGCAACAGCAGCAGCAGCAGCAGCAGCAGCAGCAGCAGCAGCAGCAGCAGCACCUAAAAAGGCAAAAAAUCACAAUCGGUCGGCUCGUGCAAUUUUCUUGUCGGAAAUCUUGUUUGUUUGGUUCUUCAUCUCCUGAAAUUAGCGAGCGAAACAUGUGCCCAAGUGCCGGACGCAAAUGGAGCAUGUCCGUGUCCCAGCAAGAUGAUGAGCACUUUGGUGUGUGUGCAUGUGCGUGUUAGUGUAUUUAUUAGCAAUACGUUGAAGUCAACAAAACAAUCGGCGACCACACUGUGAUAGAUAAAAAAAGUGAAUGCGCGAGGAUAAAAUGCUCCCGGCAUACGGCAGUAUCUAUUGAGGAGGAAAGAAGGUAUCAUUUAUGGUACCAAUAGUGCGCUUACAUCUGACAUUUAAGACACACACACUUUCCGAUAUCAUCCACGAAAAGCGGCCACUAUCAAACGAUCAACUGGGCAGCAUCAACCGAUCAGCAAUCAAGCGAACGAAAGGGGACCCGCCAGAGGUCGGUGCAUGGCGGCCUACCAUGUCCGUUUGUGUGCGUGUAUCCUCGAAGCGCAAAACGCCGCCCGGUCCAGCCACUAGAACACCGUUGCCAGCAAGGGGCGCCGGUGCACCCGUGUAGCCCCGAUCCCGUUGCGCCACCGGUCACAGAAUCGCGCAUCACUCCGACGGCCGCGACACCCGAAUGGCUCUGGUGACAAACCCGUACGCGGCCAGUACUCCACCCAGCUCUUACUCGGAUGACGGUAAUACAGACGAUGAAGAAGCGACUAAAGUGAAUCAAAGUCGACUGAAGGGGACCGCCACCUUGAUGCUAGGGUCAAACAAGCGCCUACGUGCCUCGUGCGAGGAACAGCACCUCAACAGCCCGGGGGCAGCCAGCGCCAGCUUCAGCAUUCGCACCCAGCAGCAGGCGGCGGCCAGCAGCGGCGAUGGGCCGACGUCGUCGAGCAGCGUCGGUGUGCGCGGCUCGUGCGAUAGCUUCGAGGCGGAGGAGUGCGAAGCGGGCGGCGAUGCGGGCGACGGAAGCGCGGCGGAGAAGCUGGCGGCCCGAGCGGAUGGGGUGCAGGCGAGCCGACCCGCGUCGUCCUGCAGCAGUGGCAGCUGCUCGUCAUCCUCCGAAAUCCAGCAGCACCUACAGUCGAUGUUCUCUCUGCUGCGUCCAGAGGAAACACUCAAGAUGGCUGUGAAGCUGGAGUCCUUGCGACCAGGUCGCACGAGAUAUCUAGUCGUGGUAUCACGCUCGGUCUCGAGCAAACGGCACAGCACCUACUCGCUGCUCCCGGCCGGUAGCAGCGGCAAUAUCAACUCCUCGUCGUGGCCAUCGUCGACCGGAUCGGCGUCCGGCUCGCUGCAGUCGAGCCGGCCCAGCUCGGUGCUGUCCGGAUCGACGGCUCGCCUCGGUUCGGUUCCGGCCGGCGGCGGCGAGCACGAGACCAGCGAUGCCCGCGGCUAUGCAGGGGCCCUCGGGGUGGACACGUUCGUGUCCAGCUUGGAGAACUGUCUCCUCAGCAACGCUCAGCAGCCCAGCCAGCACACCAGCGGUGGUAGCAGGCAGGGUGCAUAUACUUCGUGUAAAAAUGAUGAAUGUGAUAGUAAAGCUAAUACUAGAUUAAGUAGCGACACUGCUGUCGCCGAAACGGGCAACGCUAGCCACGAGGACGCUUCCGGCAAAACUGGCAGCACCGAUAUGACGCAUUGUGUUAGCGGCACCAGCUCUCUCAUACAACCGCAACACUUCCAGCAGAGCAGUCCAUCCGCGACCAGCGCGAGCAACUGCACCGAUGGAGGUGGGCCCGUCGACGCUGGCAAGGAGAUCGAAGAAUCCUGUCUGCUCGGCAUCGACUGCAACGAGCGAACUACGGUGGGGUUGGUGCUAAAAGUGCUUGCAGACACCUCCAUACGGUUAGAUGGUGACGGCGGAUUUAGCGUGAGCUCCUGUGGAAAGCAGCACAUCUUUAAGCCGGUCUCAGUGCAAGCGAUGUGGUCUGCCCUGCAGACGCUGCAUAAAGUGUCGUCGAAGGCGCGUGAGCACAACUUCUUCGCCGGUGGACCGUCGCACGACUGGGUCAGCUACUACGAAGCGCACAUCGACUCCGAUCGCUCCUGCCUGAAUGAGUGGAAUGCCAUGGACUCGCUCGAGAGUCGUCGCCCGCCAUCGCCCGGCUCGAUACGCAGCAAACCGACGAAGCGCGAGGAAACGGAGAGUGUAAUACGGUCCAAGCUGAAAGAGGUGAUGAUGUCGGUCGAUCUAGACGACGUCACGUCGAAAUUCAUCCGUGGCCGGCUCGAAGAGCUGCUCGAUAUGGACCUGGGCGAGUACAAACCAUUCAUCGACGGCGAAAUGCUCGUCAUACUCGGGCAGAUGGAUGCGCCGACAGAAAUCUUCGAUCACGUGUACCUCGGAUCCGAAUGGAACGCCAGCAACCUAGAGGAGCUGCAGCGCAAUGGCGUGCGGCACAUACUGAACGUGACGCGCGAGAUCGACAACUUCUUUCCCGGGCUAUUCAACUACUUCAAUGUGCGCGUUUACGACGACGAGAAGACGGACCUGCUGCGCCACUGGGACAACACAUUCAAGUACAUUUCGCGCGCAAAGAUGGAGGGAUCGAAGGUGCUGGUGCACUGCAAGAUGGGCAUCAGUCGAUCGGCGUCGGUGGUGAUAGCGUAUGCGAUGAAGGCGAACAACUGGGACUUCGAGCAGGCGCUUCGGCACGUGAAGGAGAAGCGCAACUGCAUCAAGCCGAACAAGAACUUCCUGAUGCAGCUCGAGACGUACCAGGGCAUGCUGGACGCGAUGAAGAACAAGGAGAAGCUGCAGCGCAGCAAAAGCGAGACGAAUCUGAAGCUGGCCGGCGCGAAGGAGGGUCGCUCACUGCCCGGUAGCGAACCGACUCCGCUUAUACAGGCGCUCAGUGGCGCCGGCGGAGGGAGUCAGAGUGCGGUGGGUGGCAAAAGGCAUACCGUCGCUAGCGGUCCCGUAGCGGAGCUGAUGCACGGUAAGAUGAGCAUUGACGACUCGUCCAAACUGAGCGAUGGUCUUGACGAACCGGAUAGACAUACUCAGCUGCACGGGCCAGAUGAAUCGUGCUCGUUUGACGAGGUAGAAGCAGCUAGCCAGAGUAUUCGAGGGCGAACUCGUACGCGGCAGCACCAGAACCCUCAGCAACCGCAACAACGACCAUCGAUAUCGCAAUUCGAACAGCACCAGCAGCCCCAGGAAGAGCAACAAUCGCAAGAUGGUGCCCGUCAGCGACCGUCGUUUUGCGAGGGAGGCUCCUGGAGGGGUGUUUUCUCGCAUCCGGCCGGUCACUGGGGCGAGGGUAACCAUCGCGCCCGGCAGUCGACGCAAGCGGGUUGCGCGUCCGUGGCGUCGUCGCGCGCCACGAAGCGCCACAAAAGCCUCUCGCCGGGCACCUUGCAUCCGCGGUGGGUUAGCUCGCACGAAACGGCCACUCUGACGGCCUCGCUGGGGCUGCAGGAACCUACCGAACCGAUUUUCCCAGGACGUGGCGCAUCGGAGCCGCGGGCAAGCCGGCGCAAACAGCAGAGCUACUCGCUCGAACACCUGCACGGCCUGCUCGAGAUGCGCUCACCGUGCGCCGAAACGAAAACCAUCCGCAUGCCAUGCGGCAACGGGCAGAACUACAGCGUCUCGCCGAACCAGAUAGUGCACCUGCAGGAUAGGCUGCCGAAGGUCCGGGACGGGGUGCGAAACGGUAGCUUUCUGAGGCAAAUAUUUCCCUCUCACUACAACACAACGACGGCGAACAAUACCGCUGACGAAACGAGCUCGACGCAAGGUGCUGCUGGUGACUGCUCCAUAACCUCAUCAUCAUCCUCUACGUCCGCGUGUUCCGUUGUGCCGUCUUCAACGGCAAACACCACUACCACAACAACCGUGCCAUCAUCCUCCGCCUCAGCUUCCUCGGUGAAAACGAUAGUCUGCGAGCUGGAAUCGAGCAGUAGCAGUAGCAACCGUACCAGUAUCAGCCAUAUUCCGGUCGCACCACCUCCCUCGACCAACGAUAGCGCUGUGGUCAGUGCCGCCAUACCGAUUGCCUCGAUUGCCGCGGAAGCUGCCGCCGUUGCCGUUGCGUCUCGCAAGGAGCAAAACACAACAACCAGCAGCACCACCAACCCCGCCUCAUUCUCCGAUAGCAGCACCAUUUGCUGGACGUCAUCGGCGCAGAUUAUUCAGUCGGGAGGUUUCACCUUUCCUGAAAGGCUGCAAGAUGGUAAGGCCCAGGUAGACAUCGAAGAAAAGGAAGUGAAAGAGGGUGAAAAGGAGGAGCAGCAGAAGGAAGAACCAGGCACUCUUCGACAAACGGCCAAUGAAGCUGGCGAACGCGUCGCAGAGGUACGAUUAGGAACGGUGGUGUCGGAAGGAGGCGAAAGUGAAUCGGAUGAGCUGAGGCGGCAUGAGGUCGAGGUUGUUGAGGAAGAAUCCGGUCAGACAAAUCAUCAUCAAUCGGUCCAAAGUAAUCACCUCGAGCUACCUCAAGCUGAUCAGGCGAACGAUGAACCAUCUCAGCAUGCAACCGGAGGUAGCGUUAAGCUGGGGCGGAUAACGGCCGUACCAGGCGAAGGGGACACAACAAAGGCUCGCCCCGACGUCCCGGCCGACAGGGAAGACAUUCCCUGGCAUCCGGGAACUGUAAAGCGAACCAAAGAGAAGAUCGAAGAGCGUUCCUCUUCGCAAGCAGCGAGUAGCGCAAGGAUCAAGCGCACCGGUUCUUCCUGUUCCGGCGAGCAUGUGGACACCGCCAAGACGUCGAUGGGAACGCAUACUUCCGUGCUGGAAGGGCCGCUGGAGCAGCACACAACAACCUCCCUCCAUCGGGGCCGCCAUGGAAUGGUUUCGACGAACUACGCGCGCCUCUCGGCAUCCGCACCGGACUCGUACAAUAUGUAUGCCGGUACCUCUGGUCGCGUGACUUCCACGCCAGCUGCCGACUCGCCGGCAACUAGUCAAACCGCUUCCUGUUCUCCUCCUCCUCUGACGACGACGACCACUGCGGAUUCCUCGCUACAGCUUGUGCGCUUCCGGACAAGCAUUCACGGGCGGGCGAGCAUUUCCACGGGAGGUUCUUGCUUCAGUUGGCCGAAGGGACAGCCACCGCAACGGUCGAAACAGCAGCCCGCCGUCGGAGAAGCCGAACCGCCGCCAGUAAAUCAGCCCGGCAAGGUACGCAAUCUGAAAAUGAGCUUCGAGGCGAAAUCGCACGAUCGGCGACGGGAGCAGAAGAAGGUACGCUCGUUGCCCUCCUCGCCGGUGGCCGUGCACGCGCAGCUGACGACACAACCGCGGCCGAAACCACAAGGGGAUGCUGCUGGGGAACAGCAGCACCAAUCGCAACCGAAGCCCUCCGCCGCUGCUACCACCGGCGCCACUCCAUCGACAAACACACUGAUAUCCUCCUCCCAUCCAGCCGGAUCACCGCUGGAGGACGUGACCGUGCGCGAUCUGGUUGAUCGGUACGAGAUCCACGGACCACGGACGCGAACCAGCUCGAACGGUGGUGCGUCGCCGUCGGUGAACCGCCAGCGACCCCGCUCCGUCUUCGAGCCACAGAAAAGUGGUCACACUACCGCACAAAGCCAACCAUCGACGAUCACCUCUGGGUUGCUAUUCAACGCGGGUAAAACGACACCGCAUCUCAUCUCGCACGCAACCGCUCCGCUUCGCGUGGAGGAAUUCUCCCGGCCGCCCGUGCCACCAGCGGUGCCUUUCGUGCGCGGUCUGCUGGUGCUGCCGGGCGAUCCGGUGGCAGCGGCCCAGCUUGCCAACAACAACAACAGUGCAGCGUACAGUCUGUACACGAGGCCCGGCGCGACGACCGGCAUUGGCAGUAGCAACACCCGAAACAACAAUCUGCCCGUGCUGGGAGCGAACGAGAUAGCGGGCUUGGGCCUUGUUGCCGGGGAAGGAUCCAACCGGAAGCGGGCGCAACAGCACGGCCGGACCCAUCCACUGGCCAAGAUCAGUCCGAGCAGCAAUGCUGGCAAGCAACAGCAGCAGCAGCAGCACCAACAGCAGCAGCAACAGCAGCAACAGCAGCAACAACAGCAGCAGCAGCAACAGCAACAGCAGCAGCAGCAGCACUUUCUCCAUCACCACCAUCAUCAUCACCAUCACCAUCAUCACCAGUAUAGUACCCUUGGUAGCCAGCUACAGCAGCAUCGACUCGCGACUAGCCUGGUGGCGCCGGCACAAGCGGCGGCCGUUUCCGGCGGCGCAUCCAGCGCUACCACGGCCGCAGCUAACGCCUACAACACCAUGUGAGCGUGGACCUCCGUCCAUUCUCGAGCUGAUCCCAGUACCAGCAAUAACAAACACACCCUCAAACACAAACACACACACACACACGACAGGCCGGACGAUUCGACCAAACCGACCCCCCUACCCUACCUGUGCAAUAUUCUCUAUCUCUUGA